Messenger RNA from Protobothrops mucrosquamatus (brown spotted pit viper), 2163 nucleotides. It is a transcript of the gene TET2, whose product is annotated as tet methylcytosine dioxygenase 2. Gene Ontology annotation, biological process: myeloid cell differentiation; oxidative demethylation; positive regulation of transcription by RNA polymerase II. Gene Ontology annotation, molecular function: DNA 5-methylcytosine dioxygenase activity. The record is from RefSeq and is a predicted model, not a curated record. The transcript is spliced from 5 exons. The annotation marks the transcript as partial. Lineage: Eukaryota; Metazoa; Chordata; Lepidosauria; Squamata; Viperidae. Gene Ontology annotation, cellular component: nucleus.
UACACUGAUAACCCUUCUAUAUAUUUUUUUCCUUAGACGAACCUGUGCGUGCCAAGGUCUAGAUCCUGAAUCUUGUGGUGCUUCUUUUUCUUUUGGUUGUUCAUGGAGUAUGUACUAUAAUGGUUGCAAAUUUGCCAGAAGCAAGAUCCCAAGAAAGUUUAAACUAUUAGGCGAUGAUCCAAAAGAGGAAGAAAAGCUAGAAUCCAAUCUGCAAACUUUGUCAACUUUGAUGGCACCCACUUACAAGAAACUAGCACCUGAUGCAUAUAGCAACCAGAUUGAAUAUGAACACAGAGCUCCUGAAUGUCGUCUGGGUUUAAAAGAAGGUCGUCCAUUCUCAGGGGUCACUGCCUGCCUGGAUUUUUGUGCUCAUUCUCAUAGAGACCUACACAAUAUGCAGAAUGGUAGUACAUUGGUCUGCACACUAACCAGAGAAGACAAUCGUGAAAUUGGCGAAACACCAGAAGAUGAACAAUUGCAUGUGCUACCCUUGUAUAAAAUAUCUAGUGUAGAUGAGUUUGGAAGCACAGAAGGUCAGGAAGAAAAAAAGCGAAAUGGUAGCAUCCAGGUUCUUAGUUCUUUUCGACGGAAAGUAAGGAUGCUGGCUGAACCUGUGAAAACCUGUCGGCAAAAAAAGUUGGAAGCCAAGAAAGCAGCAACAGAGAAGCUGGCCUCCAUGGAGAAUGGGCCUAACAAACACGAGAGAGAAAAAUCAGCCUCAGCACGUCAAAAGCAGUUCAAUGCAGAAGUGCCAACUCAUGGCAAGCAAUUAGCAGAUCUUUUGCAUCUUUCAGGACCAGCUGUGCCACAACAGCAACUUUACCAGCAUCCAUGCCAGGCUUUCCCUUCUAAACAUCAGUCAAACCAUGGCAAUUUAUACUCUGCUUCUGAUCCUACCAAUCUCUAUAUGAGUCUGUCUAAUCCAGCUAAUUCAUAUUCAAACUGUACACAUCCUUCCAAUCCUUAUGGAGGAUCCAAUCCAAUGAAUAUCUACCAGACUUCAUCACAACCUACAGGAACUUAUUUGAAUUCUUCCAGCCUCAUAAAUCCCUAUUCUAUUCAUUUAGGUCAAAAUAACCAGUAUCCUCAUUAUCCAUGCAAUGGAAGCUUAUCAAUAGACAAUUGUUCUUAUUACAAUUCCUAUUCUGCUCAGACUCAGCAUAUGGACUUGUUUAGGUAUCAGAGCCAAGAUUCUCUGUCUAAACUAAGUCUACCUCCAAUACAUACAUUGUAUCAGCAUAGGAUUGGAAAUAAUCAGAACUUUGGGCACAGGUACUUGAAUUAUGGAAACCAAAAUGUGCCAGUAGAUUUUAACAAAUGCGCCUUUAGACCAAAUGUUCAUCAUGCAGGUUCUUUCCCAUCUUACUCCCAGCAUGAGACUGAUAAUCCUUUUAUGGACAUCACCUCCAGGCUGAAACCUAAUCUAAAUCCAGGUGUGGAUUUUAUGAAUAAAAAUGGUGAUCAUCUGUAUCCCCCACCACACCUUACCCAUGACUAUCAUAGCAUGUUCAAUGGCUCUUCUCAUUCACUCCAUCUCCAGAAUAAGAAUAGUCAGGCAGCUAAUGGGUUGUCAAAUCUCUUUCCAGAUUUUAACCAUAACAGAACUGCUUCUGAAGUAGGUGCAAAUAAAACAGAGGUGCUCAAUGCAGAGGAUCCUGAUGAUGUCUGGUCAGACAAUGAGCAAAGUUUUCUGGAUCCAGAAAUAGGUGGUGUUGCAGUGGCCCCAUCCCAUGGAUCAAUCCUCAUAGAGUGUGCUAAACGUGAACUCCACGCUACAACCCCAUUGAAAAAUCCUAACAGGAAUCACCCUACAAGGAUAUCACUUGUCUUCUAUCAACACAAAAGUAUGAAUGAGCCAAAGCAUGGUCUGGCUUUGUGGGAGGCAAAAAUGGCUGAGAAGGCAAGAGAAAAAGAAGAAGACUGUGAAAAGUAUGGUCCAGAUUAUGUGCCUCAGAAAGUACAUGGCAAAAAAGUAAAACGGGAGCCUGCUGAAUUAAACGAGAACCUGGAACCAACCUAUUUUAGAUUUAUCAGGUCCCUUGCACAAAGGACGAUGUCUCUUACCACAAAUUCCACAGUAACCACAUCUCCAUAUGCCUUUACACGGGUUACAGGGCCUUAUAACAGAUAUAUAUAAAAGUCACAUCUUUGUUUAUUACCUCA